AUGGCAACAGAAUUAAGUUUCGAAUAUUUUACAACAGAUUUGUAUGUUAUGGGUGAUAAUAAAGAAUCUUAAUGUGGAAUAGAUAAUUAGGAUUAUGUUUCUAAAUUAACUAAAAUAAAUUUACCAAUGGUAAUAAGAGAAAUAGCCUGUGGAUUAGAACAUACUUUAAUAGUAACAAGUAUUUUAAUAUCAAUCAUAUUUAGAUGAAGGAUUAGUUUAUGCUUUUGGUUCAAAUUUAAAAGGAUAACUAGGAGUUGAAAAUAUAUCUGUUGCAUGUUCUCCAAUAUAAGUUUAGGGAAUAAACAAUUUAAAUUGUAUUAAAAUAGCAGCAGGAGAAUAUCAUUCUUGUUUAUUAACUGGUAUUAAUCAUAGAUUAAUAUAGAGAUGAAAAUUAAGCAUAUUAAUGGGGUGAUAAUAUUUUGAAACCUUAAUUUAUAAAGUAAGCAUAAAAUAUUAAAUGUGGUUUGAAUUUUACAAUCUUUUAAGAUGACUCACUUUAUUUGUAUAAAAAUUAAGUCUUAUAAGCUUUACAAAUUCAUUCAUAAAUAUCUGAUUUUGCUUGUUCUGCAUACAACUUAUUCUACUUAGAUAAUAAUAAUAAUUUGUAUCUACAUCCAGAAACUAAAUUAAUUGAAAAUGUAUCAAAUAUAUUUAGUGGAUAUCAUCUAUCAUUGUUGACUGAAGAUAAUAAAUUAUAUUAUUAUUAAGAUAAACAAUUGAUUCAAGUCAAUAUCUCAACAAACAAAAUAGAUAGUUCAUUUAGUAAAGAGUUUGCUAUUGUUUUGGAUGAAGAAAAUAAAGCUAUAAUAAUCAACUUAAAAACUUAACAAUAAAAAGAAUAAGAAAUUGUAUUUCAUGCUAUAAGUUCUGGUGUAAAUCAUCUUAUAUUAAUUGGAAAUAUUACUAGAGGAUAAAAAUAGGAUGAAGAACAAGAAGAAUAAGAAUAAAUUUAAGAAGAUGAAGAUGAUUCUAUUUUAGAAUAAGAUGGCAUGAGUCCAAUUAUAAAUAAAAAAAUAUAAUAAGAUGUAAAUUAUUCAAUUAUUUUUAGUAAUUACAAAAUACUUAAUAAAAUAAUACUUUCUCUUUUUCUAUUAGAAAAGAGAUACAAUUAUUGCAUAGCAUAAAAACUAAUAAUAAAGAAACAUAAACAGAUGAUGAUAUAUAUUACUAAUUAAAAUAUGAAAAUGAAGAAUUAAGAAAAAAAGAUUAAUAACAAAAAAAGAAUUUAGAAAUGUAAAUUCUAUUUUAAAAGACAUUAUAAGAAUAAAUUAAUAGAUUAACUUAAGAAAAUAUCAUUUUAAAAUAGGGAUAAGAUAAAAAUUAGUUAUUAAAUUUAAUCAAAUAAAAACAACAAAAUUUAAAAAAUUUAAUUGAUGAAUUUUACAAAAAGUAAAGAGACUUCUUAGAAUUAAAAAAAUGA
Molecule: messenger RNA, 1420 nt
Organism: Paramecium sonneborni
Lineage: Eukaryota; Ciliophora; Oligohymenophorea; Peniculida; Parameciidae
Source: the annotation of a GenBank genome assembly